GUCGUAGAUGGGACUAGACUGGUCCUCUCCGGGAUAGUCGAAACUACUCCGCUCCGGGUUUUCCGAUCGUCCAUCAGCGGGCUCCUCACAGCCUCUAGCAGGUUUUUACUCAACUCCUGUCCUGAUAUCACUCCGCUGGCAUGGUGGAGAAGAGGACCUGAUUGUUGUGAUGGUGGCAGGCGGCAGCCAGUGACUACAGACUUCCACCACUGCUUCAAUAUCCGCGUUUUACGCCGUCUGGGUUACUCUAGUUGCCUUACAACCGGACUACCGAGGGCGCUUGUGCUCUUCCCCCAACUCAGCAACAUCUUCACCGGGAUUUCUUUCAAACCAAAACCAUAUGAGAUGCAAGUUCACUGGGAAACUCCGGAGCCCGUUCGGUUCAGGCAGCAAAACUUUUUCUCAAAGGACAACACCGUAAAACGGCGAGUGGACUGUUGCUGCUGCCGCCGCUGCUCCUCCGCGGGACGGUCGGUGUGUGUAUGACCGCUGAGUGCCUGCUAUCGUUCAUACCUUCACGGUGUUGUUGUUUUUUUUUCUUCCAGCGGAGUUGUUGUUAGCAGCGUGGCAGCGGCUUUAUUGUUGAAUUCAGUUUGGGGCUUGCUCGACUCUCACUCCGACUGGGGCUUAUUUGUGUUUGCGGGAACGGUUUGUUUUGAAACAGUACCGAGGAGGGAAGACGAAACGGCCACUAGCGAGCCACUAACUAACCGUAUGACUGCUAGGCUCGCUGCCCUUUAAACCUUCCCCGGUUGUCGCUCACUUCAGCGGCUUCUGCCCGGUCGUACCUCCCGUCCGCUGCCCGGCUACUUGGGACCUUUCACCGCGGAGGACCGAGAGGGAGAGGACACUAGGUGGUGGAGGUGGAGGUGGCCGGAGGAGGUGGAGGUGGCGGCGGUGGUGGAGACAAGCUUGACGGGGAGAAAAGUUCUUCCAAAAUAGCAGCCACUCGGCCCAGUGAUGGGGGACUUCGCCUCCCCCGCUGCCGGACCCAACGGCAGUAUCUGCAUCAACAACAGCAUGAACCCGGCCGCCGGGAGCGUGGUGCCCGCCGGGGCGGUGGGCAUACCUAAGCACAGCACCGUGGUGGAGAGGCUGAGGCAGCGGAUAGAGGGCUGCCGGAGACACCACGUAAACUGCGAGAGCAGGUACCAGCAAGCCCACGCCGAGCAGCUGGAGAUAGAGCGGAGGGAGACGGUCAGCCUGUAUCAGCGGAGUCUGGAGCAGAGGGCCAAGAAGUCAGCCGGCGGAAGCGGCAGCAGCAAGCAGCCGCAGAGCAAGCAGCCAGAUCCGGACUCUGCCUCCUCCACGGAACAGAGGAAUAACACGCUCAUAGCGCUCCAGGAGACUGUGAAGAGGAAACUGGACAGCGCAAGGUCGCCCCUCAAUGGAGACCAGAACGGUAUCUGUGAUAAAGGCAGCUACUCACCGACCACCAAACGGGUACGGAAAGAGGGCUCUGGUGGUUUGGACUCACUAACAGGUCUCCCCAACAACAACAAUAACAACAAUGUUCCACCCAUCUCUCCACUGCAUCACCAAAUGGACAUUAAGCCCUUGCUCGGAGGGCCAAACACUUCCACCGGAAACACUACAAACAGCAACGGCAACCACGUAGGCCGGGCGUCAGAUGAGUUGGGGAAAAAUGGUGGCAGCCAUCUUCCAGACAUUAAGUUGAACGGCUCGAUGGACUUGGAGGAUAGCUUCGGCCUCCUCAAAGACCUAAAACAGGAGCCUCUAGAUGACGCAGGUGGGAUGGAGUCGUCCGAUCCCCAGUCUCUGUCCAAUCAGAACAAGCUGUUCUCCGACAUCAACCUCAAUGACCAAGAGUGGCAGGAGCUGAUCGACGAGCUGGCCAACACCGUGCCAGAGGACGACAUGCACGACCUCUUCAACGAGGACUUUGAGGACAAGAAAGAGGCCGAAUUCGGCAGGCCGGCGAACAAUCAGACACCGGGCCCGCAGGAAGCAGCCGGGAAUACGACGACACCUGGAGGGGGGGCGGCACAAGCAGCGGCCCUGCCUCCUCCUCCUCCUCAGCCUCCACAGGGGGGCCCACAGGUUCCCAUGGGUUCACCACAGGUCCGACCAUCAUCGUCAGGCCCUCAGUUUGCCACCACUGCCAAUGGAACGCCUCCUCAGCAACCUUUGCAGCAGUCUCCAGCCGUUGCCAUGGCAUCAGGUUCCCCAUUACACAAUUGUGUGGCUCGCUCUCCUCAGACCCCAACCCAGGCUCAGACACAAGCAGUCUCCAGGCCUGGGAAUGGAUACAUGAUGAACCCAGGACCGGGUGUUAGUCAAGCGGGCACGGGACCCGCAGCGGCUGGGGUCCCCCCUGGAGGUCAGCCGGUAGGACCAGUAACGCCUGAACUUUCUCCAGCAGAGCAACUAAAAGCGAUGGCCGCUCAACAACGUGCUAAACUGCUGCAGCAGAAGCAGCAGCAGCAGCAGCAACAAGCAGCUAACUGGUCCCCAGCAGGCCCUCCAACCAGUCCCUAUAACUCUGGUCCCUUUAACCAGGAGAAACCCAACAGCCCCAUGAUGUACCCACCGCAAGCCUUUAACACACCACAGGGCCCUCUAGUGGCUGGCAUGGCCCCCAACAACGGGCCCAAAGCCCCCAUGAAUAACUACCUCCCUCACAACCACAUGGGCAUGAUGGGCCAGCCGCAGCCAAACAGCAUCAGCCAGAACGCCCUGUCCAAGCAGCAGCAGCAACAGCAGCAGCAGACGGCAGCCAUGUUAUCCUAUAACAACACCAAACCGCUGAGUCACUUCAGUGGCAGCGGGGUGGAUCACUUAGGCCAGAGGAUGACCCCACCCAUGGUAGGAAACGGUCAGGUCAAGAACCCUAUGAUGCCUCCCUACAUGGGUGGUGGGGGAGGCGGGGGCCAGGGAGCAGGACCCGGGCAGACCCAAGGGCCAAUCCCGGGGCAGACGGCCCACCUGAGCGAGGAGCAGAAGAGGAUGUUGCUGAUGAAGCAGAAAGUAUUGAACCAGAACAUGCCCUACAGCACCAUGCAGCCUCACGGGCAGGAACAAGGUGUAGUGGGAAUGUCACGACCACCUGGCGCCAUCCCACCUCCGCACCCUGCAGGUGGCGUGGCCUCUGGAGUCGGGCCCAACCAGGGUUCGGGUCCACCUCCAGGCUACGUAGGUAACCAGCAGCAGGCAGCCAUGAUGAAACAGAUGAUGGCGAUGGAGCAGGAGAAGAGGGUGCAGAUGCACAUGAUGGAGCAGCAGAAGCAGCAGCUCUUCAGAGAGCAGAGGCAGCAGCAGCAACUACUGGCUGAACAGCUCCAACAGCAGCAGCAUCUCCCGAGACAGAUGGGCCAGGGCCAGAGGAAUCCCUACCCCCAAGUCAAUCAGUACCAAGGUACUCCUCAGGAUCUGGCAUCCAGGAGCCAGGCUCUCCAGAACAUUCGGGCCGCCCGUCUUCUACAACAACAGCAGCAGAACCAGCAGCAGAUGGUCCAGAUGAGUUCUGUUCAGGGCCAGGGAGGCUCUGUUGGACCCCAAACUGACAUGGGCCUACCCUACGGCAACCAGGGGUCCAACCAGGGCUCCCUGUAUGGGCUCAACCCCUCCAUGAGCCAAAUGAUCCACCAGCAGCAGCACCAGAGCCAAAGCGUCCAAGCCUCCAUGGGUCUUCCACCGCAGCACAACCCUGCCGGAGGGCCACCCCGGCAGGCAGGUGCAGGGCCUGGGGUCGGAGGAAUGCCCGGAGGCCCCGGAGGUGGUGGAGCUGGAGGGUAUGGAGGACAGGGGAUGUUAAUGAACUCCAUGGCCCAGCAGCCCCUCAAAGGCCCUCCUAAUGCCAAAGCCCAGGCACAGAGACUGCAAAGUAUGCUGGGAGCAGGAGGAGGUGGCGGGGGAAUGGCGGCAGGUGGUUGGCCACAGCAGCAAGGACAGAGUCUGCAGGCCAUGGGGGGAGGAGUUGGAAGGACUACAGGCGGAGGGGGAGGGGACAUGGUGGGGUUCAGCUCUGCCCAGGGCUAUGGGAUGCAGCCGGGUCAGCCCCCCAGAAUGGCUAAGCAACACUUUCAGGGUCCAGGCCAGGGGAUGAGCCAGGGGAUGGACCCCAGGGUGGGCAACCCGGCGGCAGGUAUGGGCGGCCCUAUGAUGGGCCCUCACAUGGGCGGGCAGCCCAGGACCAACCAGCCCCGGCCCAUGGUCAUGAACCAGGGGAUGAACCAGGGGGUGAUGGGCCAGGGGAUGACUGGCAUGGGGGGUUUCGGGCCAGGCCCCGGGGGGCCCGGAAUAGGGGCAGGGGGAGGAGGAGGUGGACCUUACGGACCAGGGGGAGUUGGGGUUGGAGGUCAGCCGCAAGGCUACCAGAGGACAGCCAAUCAGGAUAUGUCAUCCUAUGGAUAUGGGGGCGGGCCCUCAGGUGGAGGAGCCUUCGGAUUGGGCGAUGGCUCAGGGGCGGAGCUGGACUCAAGCGAUGGUUGGAUGGAGGAGUUUUUCCCGAGCCAAUAGCUAACGGGGGGAACUGGAGACGAGUUUUUACUGGAUGAACUGAACAUUAAAGUAGGACAAAUGUUAAAACCUGAGAAAGUCAAAACAAAAAGGAGGACAUGAUGUGGACUGGUGACCGGCAUGUUUUUGUUUUGUAAAACAUGAGCAAGGUUAUAAAUUAGUUCAUGUGUUAUGUUAUGUUGUGUGUGCGUGCGUGCGUGCGUGCGUGCGUGCGUGCGUGCGUGCGUGCGUGUAUGUGUGUAUGUGUGUAUGUGUGUAUGUGUGUAUGUGUGUCUGUGUGUGUGUGUGUGUGUGUGUGUGUGUGUGUGCGUGUGUGUGUGAUAGAGAGAGCGAUCAUUAUGUCUCGUGCAUAUUAAUGAAAAACCAACAUAGAGAUUAAGAGGUGUAUUUCCAUUAGUUUCCCUUUUUUCUCCACAAAAUGAGUUUUUCUUGUGUUCCAGUGUUUGAAAGCGAGUCCCAUUUACACAGCGCUUUGAGCCAGAGCUUCAGCAGGGGAUGAUUGAACAUCGCAGGCUGAUGAAGGGGGAGGAAGACUUGUUCUCAAGACAGCAAUUUAUUUGUGUUUGUGUGUUUGUGCCACCCAGCUCAGUGCUUCAGAUCUCUCAACUGUGUGAGGAGCUGAAGGGAGUAGAAAGCACUCUCAACACUCCCAUUUUCUAUCUUAGAUUUGUGCCCUCCGCACACACACAAAUCUGUCUCCCUCUCACGGUUCUCUUCACUUGAUCUCUCUUUCUCUCAUCCUCCUUCCCUCUCUCCUCCCGUCUUUCCCACCCUCUCUCCAGAGAUUCGUUCCUCGCUCUCAACACUCCUUUCUCUGUUUAAAUUGUGAACAUCACAACAGAACAAAUGAUGUUCCUCCACCGCGCCACACGAGCGCACUCUGCCCUCUAGUGCUUUUGCUAAGCAACUGACGUGGGUGGCGUUUUUUGAGGUGGUGGGGGGUUCAUUUCCUGUGCGUGGCUGUGGAUGAUGGGCAUGUACAGUAGAGUAAGACAAAGAGAGUUGAAUGCAGAGAAAGAGGGAGACAAGAGGCAGCUAAAGCAAGCACUUGGACUCAAAAGCUCAGACACACACACACACACACACAUAUAUAUAUAUAUAUAGACGAACCAACAAAGAUAAACAAGCAUCAGCCUGGGAGGAUGAGCGGAUGUGUGAGAGGCAGCUAACAGAGCUAAUAUUACAUUAAACCCUCCGCCCGCAUGAGACAAACCACAUCACACGCAUCAGGCCGACACAAAGCUAAAUGAUCGCUGGGCACCGAAUGUAUUCAAGCACCACAAGUGACUUCUUCUUUUUAAGGAAAAAAAAAAAAACAACAUCAACAAAAAAACAAAAAAAACGCUCAUUGAAAGCCCACCCACGUCGUUCUGUUUGUGGCUGUGUUUUAUCUCUAACAAUGACGCCAGUUGUGUCUGUCAAUAUUUUUUUGUAAAAGAGAGAAAAAAAAAAGUUUAAAUUAGCCUUCUUUUUAGUUCGUGUCGUCUUUUCGAAAAAUCUGUUUGUCUUCCCGUCGCGGCACAAGCCUUCCCUACUGGUUGUCAAUCACCGUCACCUCGCUUUUACAUCGUGGCUUUUUCUUGUACCGCAGCUAUGAAAAAAAACGCCCUCGCUCCAACUAACCGCGCUAUACUGUAACACUACUGUGAAGAAAUGCGAGUCCUCCCCCUUUUCCAGCGCUUUCACUAGGAAAAUGAACCACUGCUAAAGCCUUGAGUUUGUUUUAUAGACUCUGUGAUUCCUGGUUUGAACAGUAGAGAAACUUCACACUGCGGACAAGCUCGACAGUUAGCAUCAGAACAAUCAGUGCUUCCACUGAAGUCUCCCCACUUCUCUGAGCUUACUUCACUAAACUGUAGGCUUUACUCCAAACAUCAUCAACAAGCUGUCCACUCUUUUGCCCUCAUGAGUAAUAGAUAUGUGUCAAAUAGGUUCUAAUAAAGUAGUUGUCGGUGAGAUACCACCUUACUUCUCUAACUGUUUUGUAAUCUCGGUUUAAAAGAUGAAUGAAAAAGUGUCUGUACAUUGCAUUACUUUGUAUUUAGCUCAUCAGAGGGAAAGUUUCGAGGAUGACGCUGUAAUCAACAAACCAAAAAAGCCUUCUUCUCUGUAAACUAACUCCUCGCCAUCCAAACGCAUUUGUUCUCACGGUUGCUGGUGUUGUAGAAUCCAAACCCUUUAAAAAUACAAACUUUAACCACCGCGCCCCUCGUCCUGUAAGUUGCAUUUAGUAGCAACCACGAAUGAGGUUCUGUACUUUGAUUUUGUCACGUUUUUGGGGGGAGUGGAAGUCCUCAAUCUCACUGUCUGGAGUUUUUGAAGGUCGAGGGCGUGAGGGAUGUUUUAGGUUGGAGCGUGCCCCCCUCCUCCCCCAGUUCUAUCAGGGCGAGAUGGUCAAAACAAACCCUGCGUCAGCAUCUGGAUAAACUCUUGGAUUGUUUGAGCUUUCGUUGUGCGGGAAAAGCGGUGAAGCCUCCACUGCUCAUGCUUCCAAAACUCUGAGACCGAUCCAGAACUCCAGGCAGGCUCAAAUAAAAAUGGAGCGAACACUGGUCCAAAUGGAGACAAUGGUAGGAAAACACCUUGAGGUUUAUCACUCUAAACUGUAGACGUGAAGGUAAAGAAACACUUUGUGGGGCAGUGUUCAGGUCACACAAGGUUGUGACUGUUUUUUUGUCUUCUUUAAAGUGAAGGUUCGUGAUAUGGUUUGAUAUCCCUUCAGGAAGAGAAAGGAAGCUUCCUCCAAAUAUCAUUAUGUACCGGGACCAAGUCUGUAGACAACAUUUUAACAAAAAUUGUUGUUGUUGAUGUUCUUUGUUUUAUUUUAUUUGGUUUUUUUUUACUGGUGCUGACAUAUAUGUGAUUAUGAGAAAAAGUAUAUAAAAGAUAAUGGCUAUUUGUAAAUAUGUUUUUACAGGUUUAAAUACAUCAGAUAAUACAGUCUCUACUCUGUAAAGAAUUUACUGUUUGUUGGAAAAUAGAGAAGUAUUUUUAUUUUGAAGUUUUUUGGUUUCACUUUUAACCCAUCUGAGCUAUGCCAUUGCACUUCAGACAAUGUCUUACUACUAAUUUGUAUUGUAAACCUCCUCUCUUUUUUGGAAUUUUUUUCAUUUGUUUUUUCUAGUUUGAGAUUUGACUCUGUUCUUAAGCAGUGCUUAUUUCUUUUUAUCCUGUACAGAAUUCUGAAAUGUUAACAUAAGAGAAUUACAAAAACCUUUUUUUUUUUUGUUUUGUUUUGUUUUUCAAAAAGAUACAAUAAAGAGAGAAUGUUCUCGC
Messenger RNA from Scomber scombrus (Atlantic mackerel), 7755 nucleotides. RefSeq names its product mastermind-like transcriptional coactivator 3 (gene maml3). Gene Ontology annotation, biological process: Notch signaling pathway; positive regulation of transcription of Notch receptor target. Gene Ontology annotation, molecular function: transcription coactivator activity. The coding region runs from base 961 to 4479 and encodes 1172 amino acids. The record is from RefSeq and is a predicted model, not a curated record. Lineage: Eukaryota; Metazoa; Chordata; Actinopteri; Scombriformes; Scombridae. Gene Ontology annotation, cellular component: nuclear speck; nucleoplasm. The transcript has 6 exons.